This is a messenger RNA of Nerophis lumbriciformis (worm pipefish), 1833 nucleotides long. The record is from RefSeq and is a predicted model, not a curated record. NCBI's taxonomy places the organism in Eukaryota, Metazoa, Chordata, Actinopteri, Syngnathiformes, Syngnathidae.
AUGACAGGCAAGAAGAAAGAAGCUUCUUUGCAGGCUUCCGCCACUAACCAAGAGCAAUGGGAGGAGAUUCUUGCGACAAAGGGUUUAACAGUGGUGGACGUGUACCAGCACUGGUGUGGUCCUUGUCGAGCUGUCAUAAGCCUUUUACGAAAAAUCAACAAUGAACUUGGAGAUGAGCUGUUACAUUUUGCCACGGCCGAGGCAGACAGUAUUGAUGCUCUGGAGAAGUAUCGAGGGAAAUGUGAGCCUACCUUCUUGUUCUAUGGGGGCGGCGAGUUGGUGGCCGUACUACGAGGGGCCAACGCACCACUCCUUCAAAAGAUGAUCGUGGAACAACUAGCCAAGGAGAAGUUAGUGCUAGAGCAUGGCGUGGAACGGAAAGCGGUAAUGGUCAAACUAGGAUUUGUUUUUGCUUUAAAAUUCACUGAGAUUGAAGGCAACAGAUGUCCAAUCCAUUUGAACUUGAAGCUGGAGAAGUUGGCAGCAAUUCCGGCCAGGAAAUCUUAUACCGUGGCCAUCAUUAAACCAGAUGCAGUUGCACACGGCAAGGCUAAUGAGAUCAUUAUGAAGAUACAAGAUGCAGGAUUUGAGAUCCUAGCCCAGAAAGAACUAACGUUGACCGAAGCCCAAGCGAGAGAGUUGUACCAGCAGAAAGAAGCAGAGGAUUAUUUUGAAGACCUUGUUCAGUUUAUGUCCAGCGGACCCUCGCAUAUUUUGAUGCUCUCCCAUCUUGAGGACACUUGCGACGUGGUGCAAGCUUGGCUUCAUUUCAUUGGCCCAUCCAACAUCGAAGAAGCAAAGCGUGAGAAUCCAGAGAGCUUGCGGGCAAAAUACGGAACGCGGACGCUGUUCAACGCGGUUCAUGGCAGUGAGGAUGUCGAUCGGGCCGGCAGGGAGCUCGCCUUCUUCUUCCCUGACUUCAGCCCAGCCAAGGGAACGGCACGGGAUGCGGAGGAAAAGCCUGUGGAGAGGACGUUGGCUCUCUUCCGUCCUGACGUUGCCAGGGAAAACAGAGAGGAGAUUCUGACACAAAUCAAUCAGUCGGGCUUCCAAGUGUCACUCCAAAGAGAGAUGAUUCUGACAGAGGAACAAGUCAGAGAGUUUUAUGUCCAUCGUGUCGAGGAGGACGAAUUUCCUUCACUCUUACAAAAUAUGACAAGAGGUCCGGUGUUGGUGUUGGUUCUCACCAAAGAAAAUGCUGUUCAACAAUGGAAGAAUAUGCUUGGUCCUUCAGAUAUCAAAAAGGCCAAAGAGGAGGACCCCAAAUGUUUCAGGGCCCGUUUUUCUGUGGAAGGAGAUCCGCACAACCAGCUGCAUGGAAGUUACUCUACUGAAGAGGCCUCCAGGGAAAUCAGCUUCUUCUUCCCCGUCCAGCAAACACUUGCUGUCAUUAAACCCGACGCAGUGGACCAACGCAAACACGAGAUUCUAGAGGAGAUCCGCAACAGAGGUUUCUCCAUCAAGAGAAUGGAGGAGAGGCUUCUCUCCAAGGAGAUGGCUGAGGAAUUUUACAAGGAGCACAGGGAGCGGCCAUUUUUCAACCAGCUGGUGGAGUUCAUGUGUAGUGGUCCCAGUGUGAUAAUGGUCCUGGAAAAGGAAAAUGCAGUAGAGGAGUGGAGGGCCACAAUGGGUCCCACAAAUCCGGAACGAGCAAAGGUGGAGCUCCCUGAAUCUCUGAGAGCACGAUUUGGUUCUGACAUCCUUCGCAACUCUGUGCACGGAUCUUCGAGUCAAGGACGCGCUCAAGAGGAGAUCCAGUUCGUCUUUGGUGGACAAACAGAGUUCACUGAAACUUUAGCACGUUUCAGUGCAUUGAUGGCGAUAGUUGUCUAA